AUGAAAAUGCUUUGGAAACUGACGGAUAAUAUCAAGUAUGAGGAAUGUGAGAUGUUAGUUCACAGUUUCUCAGCGAUGGAUCGUCACGAUGGCACCAGCAAUGGGACAGCCCGGUUACCCCAGUUGGGGACUGUGGGACAGUCCCCCUACACCAGCGCCCCUCCGCUCUCCCACACCCCCAACGCUGACUUCCAGCCCCCUUAUUUCCCCCCACCGUACCAGCCCAUUUACCCGCAGUCCCAAGACCCGUAUUCCCACGUUAACGACCCCUACAGCCUGAACCCGCUUCACGCCCAGCCCCAGCCCCAACACCCAGGCUGGCCGGGACAGAGACAAAACCAGGAAACGGGGCUUUUGCACACGCACCGCGGGCUUCCCCACCAACUGUCCGGCUUGGACCCACGAAGGGAUUACCGGCGGCACGAAGAUCUAUUGCACGGACCUCAUGGCUUGAGCUCAGGACUAGGAGACAUUCCCAUCCAUUCAAUACCUCACUCUUUAGAAGACGUACCGCACGUAGAGGACCCGAGUAUUAACAUCCCAGAUCAAACUGUAAUUAAGAAAGGCCCCGUAUCCCUCUCCAAGUCUAACGCCAACGCCGUCUCCUCCAUCCCCAUCAACAAGGACACGCUCUUCGGCGGCGUGGUGAACCCCAACGAGGUCUUCUGCUCGGUGCCCGGCCGCCUGUCCCUCCUCAGCUCCACCUCCAAGUACAAGGUCACCGUGGCAGAAGUGCAGAGGCGCCUGUCGCCGCCGGAGUGCCUCAACGCGUCUCUGCUGGGCGGAGUGCUUCGGAGGGCAAAAUCAAAAAAUGGAGGAAGAUCUUUGAGAGAAAAACUGGACAAAAUAGGAUUAAAUUUGCCAGCCGGGAGACGUAAAGCUGCAAAUGUUACCCUGCUGACAUCACUAGUGGAGGGAGAAGCAGUGCAUCUAGCAAGAGAUUUUGGUUACGUCUGUGAAACUGAAUUUCCUGCCAAAGCAGUAGGUGAAUUUCUCAACCGACAACAUUCCGAUCCAAACGAGCAAGUCACAAGAAAAAACAUGCUUUUAGCUACAAAACAGAUCUGCAAGGAGUUCACCGACCUGCUGGCUCAGGACCGAUCUCCUCUGGGGAACUCUCGGCCCACCCCCAUUCUGGAGCCUGGCAUCCAGAGCUGCCUGACCCACUUCAACCUUAUCUCACACGGCUUCGGCAGCCCUGCUGUGUGUGCUGCAGUCACUGCUCUGCAGAACUAUCUCACCGAGGCGCUCAAGGCCAUGGACAAAAUGUACCUCAGCAACAAUCCUAACAGCCACACAGACAACAGCAACAAAAGCGGCGACAAAGAAGAGAAGCACCGAAAAUAA
Messenger RNA from Varanus komodoensis (Komodo dragon), 1347 nucleotides. It is a transcript of the gene TFAP2A, whose product is annotated as transcription factor AP-2 alpha. Gene Ontology annotation, molecular function: DNA-binding transcription factor activity, RNA polymerase II-specific; RNA polymerase II transcription regulatory region sequence-specific DNA binding. Gene Ontology annotation, cellular component: nucleus. The coding region runs from base 1 to 1347 and encodes 448 amino acids. The transcript has 8 exons. NCBI's taxonomy places the organism in Eukaryota, Metazoa, Chordata, Lepidosauria, Squamata, Varanidae. Gene Ontology annotation, biological process: regulation of cell population proliferation; anatomical structure development; regulation of transcription by RNA polymerase II. The record is from RefSeq and is a predicted model, not a curated record.